GUAAGCUUUAUCUAUUGCUAACAAAAACCAUUACUUUUUUUGCUAAUAAUUGAUAUCAUUGUACCGUUUUGUUACCUUAGAUUAGAAAUAAAUUAUCUGCACCGGACGAGAGCCUGAGUCGCUGUUUGCGUUAAAGGUAACACUGUUGUCAUGGAUACAAUCAGCUGAAGGCAACAGAUAAAUGUGAAUGAUGAGACUUUAGAGUUUUGUACACCUUUGGGUUAAUAUAUAUAUAUUUAACCCAAAGGUAUACAAAUAAUAAUAAUUAUUAUUAAUGAAUAAAUGUAUUCAUGUUUGUUCAAUUGUAUGUAUGUAAAUAUGUAUGCAUGUAUUUCUUUAUUUAUUUAGAAAAUGAGCAAAACAUGGGUUCUGGUGGAAUGGAGGGAGGAGCCUCCCACCUAUGAUAUUGUCCCUAAAAAGGACAUACUAAAAAAAAAGUUUGAACCUGGGGAUGUUGUGGAUGUGGCUUAUGAAGAGGAAAGUUCCCCGGCCACCAUUAUAGAUUUUGAUGAGAGCAAAGAAACCCUCAGGAGGAGGAUGUUUAGGCUAGAGGGGAAAAGAAAAAAUCAGCCAUGUUUGCAAAAUGAUGCAAAAAGAGUAGCAAAGAAAAAAAAAGCAUACACUCCAACUCAGUCCCCAUCUCACUCCAAAACGUCCUCAUCAUCUGAUCAAGAGCCUCCAGUCAAAAAUCAAGUCAUCCACCGAAAGAACAGUAUGUUGAUGCAAGAGAUUAACAGCAUGGAGAGUCAAGCUGGAGAGCAUUCAAGCCGAGAAACUCAACUUGAGAGAGAAAUUCUUAAAUUAAAAAAAGAAAAUGAGAAUCUAAGAGCACUUAAUAUAGCUCUGCAACAAGAAAUUCUUCCAAUGCUAAAGUGCAGCAUAAACCAGGACACUCUUGUUGCUCAACAACCACAAGUUGCUCAACAACCACAAGAUUCAAGCCAGAAGAAUCCCCCUGAAAAGACACAGGGGCUAGGAAUUAGUUCAGCUGUCCUGACAAGUUGUGGACGGGGGGGCACAUCAUGUUCUGCCAUGGUGAAAGAUCUGGCAGUGGCAGUGUUUGGUAGAGAGACGCUGGCCACACAUGGGCUGUCUGGAAGGGCUGGCAAUGCUAACAAAGGCGCUAUGGCAAAGCCAGCUCUUGACAAGGACAAAGUUGUGCUGAUCCUAGACACAGUACAAAAAAAGUUCCCUGAUGUUCCAAAAAAGUUCAUCAGGGCAGCACUAAGAGAGAAGUUAAAUGAUGAGCACAAGUUACGAGUAAGAAAAACAGUGUAAAGGCUUCAUUUAACGGAUCAGAGCAACAUUUGUCUGUGAAUUGGACUCUGCUCUUACAGUUUCAAUAAAUACAAUAAAUAAUUUGUGAAAAUACAUGGUUUGUUGUGAAGUUAUUCCUCCUGCAUGAAUCCUACAGAAGACAUAAGAAGACCUGUAUAAUUGCAUAUCCACAACAGUCCUGCAGGAACUUUGAAUAUUAUAUUUUAAA
Molecule: messenger RNA, 1486 nt
Organism: Paramisgurnus dabryanus
Lineage: Eukaryota; Metazoa; Chordata; Actinopteri; Cypriniformes; Cobitidae
Biological process (GO): positive regulation of neuron differentiation; negative regulation of Notch signaling pathway
Cellular component (GO): nucleus
Molecular function (GO): DNA binding; transcription corepressor activity
Source: RefSeq, a predicted model, not a curated record